Molecule: messenger RNA, 9756 nt
Organism: Pipra filicauda (Wire-tailed manakin)
Lineage: Eukaryota; Metazoa; Chordata; Aves; Passeriformes; Pipridae
Gene: NFAT5
Product: nuclear factor of activated T cells 5
Exons: 13
Coding region: 4045-7965 (1306 amino acids)
Biological process (GO): regulation of transcription by RNA polymerase II; calcineurin-NFAT signaling cascade; cytokine production
Cellular component (GO): transcription regulator complex
Molecular function (GO): DNA-binding transcription factor activity, RNA polymerase II-specific; transcription factor binding; RNA polymerase II cis-regulatory region sequence-specific DNA binding
Source: RefSeq, a predicted model, not a curated record
CUUUUCUUUCUUUCUUUUUUUUAUUUUUUUUUAUUAUUUUUAAUUUUUUUUUGUUUUAUUUCUGAAUAGUGGAUUGAUACUGAUUUGAAACUAAAGUUUUUGGAAAAAGUUUUUGACAUGACAUCAGUAAUACAAGAAGAAGAAAAGUAGAACCCCAAGUUUGGCAUGUGAGGUGUUGAAAGCAGGUUUGCAGCCACUUUGUAAGUUCUGGGUUUUACCUUUAAAACCUUUGACAACAGAAGGGUUGAUGGUGGAAAUUUUGCACAGUUUCCUUCUGGGUUUGCCCUGAAAUUGUUCUUCUGUAUCUAGGGGUUCAAAUAAACCAAUUAACAUACAAAAUCUCAUCAAGAAAAUGACGUGUUGGAUAAAUUAAUACAUUUAUUAAAAGUUGUACUUCACAUAUUAAACUUAUACACCACCUAAUUCUCACCCUGGGGUGAGUUUUCAGUUUGGACACUUGUUUUCUGCACAGAGUGUAGGGGAUUACGUGGGAUGCAGGGGAGGCCCUGAGAGAAAAAUUAGUUCUUUAAUGGCUUUUUGCUUGUCCUGGCUGUCCAAGCACAGGUGGCUGAAAAACCUGUGAAACCAGAAAUAUCUCCAGUUUAUUUGCCUUUGCAAUUUUAAACUCUCCAGCCUGGGAAAUUACUUACUUUUGCAAUUAAAAAAAAAAAAGUUCGUCAGGACACUGUUUGUUUCUUUUUGAGGACUUGAUAAUCCUUGUUGUAUUUAAGGAUAUUUGAAAAGAAUGAACAAGAAUUUCAUGAUUGGCUCCACAGAAAUGUUACCUAAAAAGACUCUCUCAGUGCCAAGUAGUGAUUUUUUUUUUCUCUCCUGCCUUUCAGACCUUUUUCUUAGAGGCUGAAUGCCUUGUUUGUCUUCACAAGAGAGUAGGAUAUGGAAAAUCUGUCAUUGCCUUAGUUGCUAAUGCAGGAGGUAAAAAAUUUUUGUUUUAUGGUACUGGAAGGAAAAAGCCUGCCCUGGUUUCCUCACAGGGAGCAAACCUCUUUACUAUGUGUUCCCUUAGUUUUAGGCCUGAUAUUCUGCCUCUUUUAGGGAGAAAAAGCUUGUAGGACAGGCAACAAAAUCUGAAUUACUUAUUUCAGUUCCUUUACGUGUUAUAGCGAUGGCAACAAAGAGAUUCGGGAGGUUUAGUUUCAACAGUGAUCACAGUUGCUCUAAUGUGAAAUAUUCCUUUCUCUCAUUUUUUAUUGAAAAAAGGAAAAUACCCACUUUGUGAUGCUGGUGAACAUUCCAUUUCUAAUCCUGAGGCUGCACAUUUGCCAUGACAAGCACUUGGCUUCUCUUCAGUGUUGUUGCUCUGAAAGCAAGUUUGAUUUUGAGGCUGUGUUAAAUUAAAUAUAUUCAAUCUUCUAUUGCAAAAUGUACCUACUCAUCUAAAAACCAUAUAUAUCUUUGUCAUUGCACGCACUGUUAAAUUGCAAAUAAAAGAGCCACCUGUAACAAUUCCCAUUAAUGCGUCUAAAGAAAGUAAAAUAACAGGAGCGCUCAAAGUAUGUGGCAAAGGUGUGUGUGUAUGCUCUCACCUUUUAAAGCAGCACCAGCUAAGUUAGAAUAACUGAGAGAUUUUUUUUUUUCCCCCAAGAAAUCUCCAUUGGGUGUCAGAUACAAAUGUCCCUGGCUUUGGAAUAAAAUGAGAAAACGAAAUGGGAGCCAUGUAAAAUACAGUUAAUUCAUUACAGUAACUUGGUGAAUUCUUAUUUGAUUGACCCAAUUUAUUUAUUAGUUCAAAGGAAGAUGAGUUGGCUCAAGGCCUGCAGACUGAGAAAACAUAGAUUUCGUUAUGUUUCUUAGUAUUUGCAUAACUUAAAAUGUUACUGAAGCAAUUACUAAUUUAUCCCCCCAAACAGAUUUUAAAUUUGUGUCUUUGACUGUUCCAAUACAGCCAGUUUAUUCCAUUUGCUAUAAUAUUUAUCAUACUUUCUUAUAUAUGUUUACUUAUUUUAACUGAGGAUACAGUGGCCUUUACAUUCUUUAAAACACUUGCAUAUUUAUGGCUGGUAAUGGCAGUACUUUAUUAUAUAAGGCUAAAGAGAGGUUUUCUUGCCAUUACUGCUUAAUUUGGGAUUAUUUCCAUAAUCUAAUUUUGUCAUUCCAGAGGGGUGUCUCUGGUAAAUGGAGGAGAGUAUAACCAGUUUAUAAUGGACAAUGUUUAUUUAAUUUUAAAAAGUAUAAAACCCCACAUACACAUAUUCAUACAUAUAAAUUCUUCUUAGCUUCUAGGGAAAAAAAAAGGCAGAGAAACUGUUUUGGAGAGGGGUAGUGAAUGGUAACACCUUCAGUAUUGCACAGUGCUGCACCCUAAAACAGCACUGCCAUCACGAGCUCUUUUAGCUUUGUGCUCAAAAGCGUUUUAUUUAGUGAUGUAUUUAUUUUUUUCCCUAGGAAAGUGAGGGAAAAGUGCAAUCCUGGCCAGGAGAUGCAUUGAAGCACUUGCUGAGCGGGGUGAGCUCAGUGCUUGCUGUGCCUGUUCCAUGCAGAACAUGUUCUGGUUCUCUUUGAGGGUGUCAAUGAUGAAUGGAAACUAAUUCAAUUUACCAAAACAAACAUCCCCAAUAGCAACGGGCUUUCUCAACUCAAAGUGGCUGCAAAUCAGCUCCUAAAUAUUGUCACUGAAAUGAAUAUCUAGAUUUAAUAGUUCUUGCCAAUCCUAUAACUGUUUUUGAAAGAAGCAUUGCAUUAAUGCAUGAUAUAGAAAGGAGAAAUUUGCCUUUAAAUUGGAAUGCAAAGUGACUGAAUUGUCCAGUUUCAGCCACUGUAUUUGCCAAAGAACAAACUGGGAAAUGGAACUGGUAUCAUUCAGCUGCUCCUGGUUCAUUGAGAGGUUUGGGGAAGGUGAUAAAAGCAGAAUAGUUUAUCGAUAAACUGUAAUGGCCACUAAAUUUUAGUCUGAAGUGAUGUAGCUUUGCUUUUACAUUCGUUUAGCACAGAAAAGCUGUAAAAAAAACAGUUUAAAAAUUCUUUAUCAUCAGUCAUUGAUACCACCAGUCAUUCCAAGUAGGUGGAUUUAUGGUAAGGUUGGCUGAGUUUUACUGUUAACUAAAUAUAUAUCGUGGCUGAAAAUACUUUAUUCUGCUACUUUUAACUAGGUAAAAUGGGAUAAAAUAGUCUGACUGUCCCUAAACCUUUUAGACUUGGGAGUUUAACAUAAUAUUUUGGAUUUUAAAAAAAUCCCACGCAGCAAAAAGGAAAACAUCAUAUUCUUCUUAAUGAUAGGGAUUACCUGCCUGACAGCAGUAACUAGCUGAACAAACACAUUGUAUAAUUAUGUAUACAUUUAAUGUACAAUGUGUUCCAAAAUUAGGUUAUUUCAGUGGUUCUGGUUUAUCAGGUGUGGGCAGCAGUGCAGAAAUACAUAAACCAGGAUGAUCUUCCCCCAAGAAGCUGCAAUCUGACUAUAAAGUUCAGUUCAGUUAUUCCUCAGUGAGCUACAGGUGAUUGAAAUAAAUAAAUAAAUAAAUAAAGCCCUACAUUUGCCCAUCCUGCUUCCUCUGGAAUGUUUAACCCAUGUAUUCAGCUGAUUUGUCCAUUAAAAUUCUUCCUUGGCAGCAGUUAUGGUGUUCUCCAGAAAUCUUCAGGGGUUUGUUUUAAUAAUUUCUAAACCAGAUUGAGCUGUGAGACCUCUGGAGACUUCACACGGUGUUGGAAAUCUCCUGCUUAAUAGGAAUUUUUCAGAGGUCUGUCCCAAGCUGUCUCUGUGUAUGGGACUGUAAAGUCUGAGAGAAAUCAGUCUCAGUGACUGGAAAAGUCAAAUUACAGAAAUUCCCUGUCCUUGGAUCAGUGUGUCACCAACACAGAUGUUUCAGCCCUGUUUUGAACCUUCACAAUCCACAGCUCACUCAUAGUGACUGAUACCAGUUCCAUUUUGCCUACCAACUCAGUUGAUUUUAUAUUUUAUUUCUCAUUUAUGAUGGAAUAAUCAGCAGCUCUUUUUCUCAUUUAUUUUCUCAUAUUUUUAUUCCAGGAUUUGCCUCUGAAGCAGGGAGUGUCUGCAUUAAAAAUGACCUGUAGUUCUCUGCUUCAUAGAUGCUUCUUCAGCUCCUUCCUCUUCCUCCAUGGGCGGUGCUUGCAGCUCCUUUACCACCUCUUCCAGUCCUACCAUUUACUCUACCUCAGUCACCGACAGCAAGGCUAUGCAAGUGGAGAGCUGCUCCUCAGCCGUGGGGAGCAUCAGAGAACCAGAAGGGAGCUGGAGGGAAGAAGACCCCAAUGUUGUGUGGUCAGUAUCCGACUAAGAGUGAGGGGAAGGAACUGAAGAUUGUGGUGCAGCCGGAGACCCAGCACAGGGCUCGUUAUCUGACUGAGGGCAGCCGGGGCUCUGUGAAGGACCGGACACAGCAGGGCUUUCCCACGGUGAAGCUGGAGGGUCACAACGAGCCGGUGGUGCUGCAGGUGUUUGUGGGGAACGACUCCGGGCGUGUGAAGCCGCACGGGUUCUACCAGGCCUGCAGAGUCACUGGGAGAAACACCACCCCCUGCAAGGAGGUGGAUAUAGAGGGGACCACAGUCAUCGAGGUUGGGCUGGACCCAAGCAACAACAUGACACUGGCGGUUGAUUGUGUGGGAAUCCUGAAGCUGAGGAAUGCUGAUGUUGAAGCCAGGAUAGGGAUUGCCGGGUCCAAGAAGAAGAGCACACGCGCCCGGCUGGUCUUUCGCGUCAACAUCACGCGCAAGGACGGCUCCACUCUGACCCUGCAGACGCCUUCUUCCCCCAUUCUGUGCACUCAACCAGCGGGAGUUCCAGAGAUCCUAAAGAAAAGUCUCCACAGCUGUUCAGUGAAGGGUGAAGAGGAAGUUUUUCUGAUUGGCAAGAACUUCCUAAAGGGAACAAAAGUGAUUUUCCAAGAGAAUGUUUCUGAUGAGAAUUCCUGGAAGGCAGAAGCUGAAAUAGAUAUGGAAUUAUUUCAUCAGAAUCACCUUAUUGUGAAGGUGCCACCAUAUCACGACCAGCAAAUAACCUCAGCUGUUUCUGUGGGAAUAUAUGUGGUGACCAACGCUGGGAGAUCUCACGAUGUGCAGCCCUUUACCUACACUCCAGAUCCAGCAGCUGGGACUCUGAAUGUUAAUGUGAAGAAGGAAAUCUCCAGCCCAGCCCAACAUUGUUCUUUUGAAGAGGCUAUAAAAGCAGUGAAGGCCUCAGGCUGUAACCUGGAGAAGGUGAACAUUCUUCCUAGUGCCUUGAUAACUCCACUCAUGCCAAGCAGUAUGAUUAAGAACGAAGAUGUGGCUCCAAUGGAAGUAAGUGCAGAAAAACGCUCUCCCCCCACGUUCCAGGCUUCAAAUGUGGUUGGACCAACUCAACAAACAUUGGAAAACAGCAUGUCUGGCAUAUCAACUUCUGCUUCCCAUUUACCUUCUGAAAGUGAAAACCAGCAGCAAAUCCAGCCCAAGGUGUACAACCCAGAGCCCCUGACCACGAUCCAGACCCAGGACAUUUCCCAGCCUGGCAGCUUCUCAGCAGUGUCCACUCCGGGGCAGCUGCAGAACAGCGACGCGUUACUGCAGCAAGCUGCCCAGUUCCAAACGAGGGAUUCCCAGACCAGGGAAGUGCUGCAGUCGGAUGGCACAGUAGUGACUCUGUCACAGUUGACUGAUGCAUCACAACAACAACAGUCCACGCUCUCAGAGCCAGCACAGGCCUUGCAGCAGCAGAUUUCAUCCAGUAUCUUCUCAUCGGCCAGCGGCGUGAGUCAGUUACAGAACACGAUACAGCAGCUCCAGGCUGGGAAUUUUCCGACCAACACUGCCACUGGUAGCAAUAGGAACGUUGACUUGGUGCAGCAGGUUUUGGAAGCUCAGCAGCAGUUAUCUUCCGUUCUGUUCUCUGGUUCAGACAGCAGUGAGGAUGUCCAAGAUCAGCUGAACGCAGAUAUCUUUCAGCAGGUCAGCCAGAUACAGAAUAGUGUAAAUCCUGGGAUAUUUUCCUCCUCAGACACAGCUGUCCAUUCCAGAGCGGAGAACCUUUUGCCUGGGCGAGCUGAGAACGUUCACUCUCAGCCUGAGAACUCCCUGUCCAACCCCCAGCAGCAGCAGCAGCAGCAGCAGCAGGCGAUGGAGACGUCGGCGGCGAUGGUGAUCGGGAUCCAGCAGAACAUGUGCCCGGCGGCCACGCCGAUGCAGUCGGAUCUGUUCUCCUCCACAACAUCGGGGAACGGAGCCCUGCAGCAGUCCCCGGUGUACCAGCAGGCUUCUCACAUGAUGGGUGGGUUAUCAACUAAUGAAGACAUGCAAAUGCAGUGUGAAUUAUUCUCCUCAUCCCCCGGUGUCUCGGGGAGCGAGGCGGCUGCCCCUGCUCAGCAGCAGGUCUCCAACAACGGCCCUGCCAUGUUCCAGGCAUCCAAUUCUGCAGAUGGAGAAGAGGCUUCAGGACAGAGUAAGCAGAUGCAGAGCUCUGUGUUUCAAACCAUGGUUCAGAUGCAGCACAGUGGGGAAAGUCAGUCCCAGGUUAAUCUCUUCUCAUCUACCAAAACCAUGAUGAGUGUCCAGGCGAGUGGGACUCAGCAGCAAGGGGGGGGCCUGUUCCAGCAAGGUGGGGAAAUGAUGUCGAUCCAGUCAGGAAGCUUCAUGCAGCAGUCUCCACACUCACAGGCUCAGCUUUUCCACUCUCAGAAUCCUAUUGGUGAUACUCAGAAUAUAUCCCAGGAAACACAAGGCUCUCUUUUUCAUAGCUCAAAUUCCAUUGUCCACAACCAGACCAACACUAACUCCUCUGACCAACUGCAGCCCCCGAUGUUCCACUCUCAGAAUGCCAUGGGUGUCUUGCAGAGCUCCUCGGUUCCUCAAGACCAGCAGUCUGCCAACAUGUUCCUCUCCCAGAGUUCCAUGAGCAACCCUGCCACUCAGGAAGAACAGAUGUCAUUCUUUACAAGCCCAAAUUCCAUUUCUUCUCUUCAGACAGCAACAAACACUGAACAGCAGACUUCUUUCCAGCAGCAGACCCAGAUAUCUCAUAUCCAGAGUUCCAUGCUUCCCCAGGAGCAGCCUCAGACCCAGCCUGCUCAGCAGGGUUUGUUUCAGUCUCAAGUGUCGUUGGGCUCCAUCCAGUCCAGCUCCAUCCCUCAGAACCAACAAGGAGCCAUCUUCCAACCUCAGCAUUCGAUCGUUGCUAUCCAGAGCAGUCCUCCAGCGCAAGAACAGCAGCAGCAGCAGCAGCAGAACAUGAUGUUCAGCAAUCAAAGUGCAAUGGGUACCAUGGCCUCUCAAAAGCAGAACAUGAUUUUCAGUCCCAAUCAAAACCCAGUUACCAACCAGGAGCAGCAAGGCCAGUCCAUUUUCCAUCCACAGACGAACAUGGCAUCGAUGAACCAGGAGCAGCAGCCCAUGCAAUUCCAGAGUCAGACCCCAGUGUCUUCUCUCCAGAAUCCUGGCUCCAACCAGGCCGAAGCACAGCAGCCAACCAUCUUCCAUAACUCGCCCCAGAUUCAGCUGGUCCAAGGGUCCCCAAGUUCUCAAGAGCAACAAGUCACCCUGUUCAUCUCCUCAGCUUCCAUGUCUGCCCUGCAGAACAGCAUGAGCCAGCCGGAGCUGCAGCAGUCUCCCAUGUACUCCUCUCAGAACAGCAUGGCGGGAAUGCCAGGAACUGCCUCUCCUCCCCAGCAACAGGCCCCUUUGUUCCACAACACAGCAGGAGGUGCCAUCAACCAGCUGCAGAAUUCCCCUGCGUCAUCCCAGCAGACAUCAGGAAUAUUCCUGUUUGGCAUCCAAAACAACUGUGGCCAGCUGCUCACCUCGGGGCCAGCCCCACUGCCAGAGGAGCUGAUGGCCAUGGGCCAGCCCGGGCAGCCCCAGGGUGAGGGGCAGGCGGCGGUGCCGGCGCUCCUGUCCCAGCAGAUCUCGGAGCCGGCGCCGCUGCCGCCGGCGAUGGCACCCAACCAGAACAUGGAGAAAAUUGAUGAUCUGCUCGUGUCCUUGCAAAACCAGGGGAACAACAUGGCUGGCUCCUUCUAAUCUGGCAAAAAUUCUGUGAAGAAAAAAAACCGACGAUUUCCCAGAUCCUCUCAGACCUUCCGACUCUGGAUUAGGCUGCGUGGAACUGAUUGCUUCUGUGGAAAAGUGGCCCUCUCUAAAGAGCACACACGUGGCCAGUGGCAGACCUGGGGCCACAGCCAUGGAAUUUGGGCUCUGUAGUGCCAAUAAUGCUGAGGAGUUAUGCUUUGUGUUACUGGGGCAUGGGAUUGGGCUGUUACCAGGUUCCUAAACCUCAUUACCGUGGGGGCUCUUUGAAUUUAAAGCAUAUCUGGUCAGUUAUUAUUGUUGUUAGAAGGUAAUCCAUGUUACCAUGUUUACUUUUUUCCCCUUCUCUUCCUUCUUCACAUCCCCUCUUUUGCCUAGGAAAGCUCAUGAAGCAGGAACAGCAGUUUCCUCUGACAUGAGCUGUGUCUCAGCUGUCAGUAAGUGAUGGAAUCUCACAAUUGACAUGGAGUGGGACAGCCAAAUCUGCGAUUUAUUAAUUGAAAAUAUUGAUAUAACCAAGCAGAGAAUUGUUGCUAUAGAUAGCCAGAGGUGAGCAAUUCCCAUCUGAGAAUGGGAUUAACAAUUUUCCACAUCUCUUAGCUGUACAUAGAGCAAGGGUCUGGUGGCUCUGCAGAAUGAAGAAAUGAAGGGGAACUUCCAGUUGCUCUUAAAAUUUUCUCCUCUAAAACACCUUCAGCUUGUAAAGAACAUUCUGGCUGAGGAAGGAACUCCUCUGUGUCUCUCACUCUGACUGAUGGGUUAGAGCUCUGUAAAGUCUCAUUAGCUGUUCCCAAACCAGCCUUCUCCCUUUCAUCCUUUCCAUGGUUUUCCUUUUCUCCCUCAGUUUCAUACUGUGUUUUUAAAGAAAAGACAUAAAUAUCCUACUGGCUUUAAAGCUCAGAAGCAGCUUUUAGGAAUCCUUGGCAGUAAAUUGCUUAGUCAGUAGAAGCUUUGAUAAAUAAUCAAGGAGUAAGGAGGGAGGAAGCAAUUUUCCCACCACCUUCUAAACGCAGGAAUCCCCCUUAACCUGCCAUUUUCCAGCUGUGACUGAUGGAAAUCUUCAGCUUGGCUUUACUCCAAGUAGGGGGCAAAUUGCAUCAUUUUUAAGCCUUCUUAAAACAUCACUUCGUCCUGAGCUGUUGCAUCUUUGUAGCACGUGGAGCUCAUUGCAGUUCUGAAGUGAUUUUUCCUUUUUCUACCACCAAGCCCCAAGUCUGGUUUCUAGAUUGUCGUGUUUAAUUCAGAAAUAACUCAUUGACUAUUGUUACCGAAUGUAAAAACAACCCACUCCAGACCAUGCAGGUGUAUUGUGAGGCAUGUGAAUUUUUUGGGUGCUUCAACUCUCGGGACAGUUUGUGAUCUCUCACUAAAGCCUCGCUCAGAUCCGUGUUCUCCUCCCGCUCCCCGGGCGGCCGUAACGCCUCGUAGAGUGUAGUUGGUGUCACGUCAUUUUUCAUUUUUGUUAUUUGAAAUAACAAAAGAACAGUCUGUAAAUGGUUUUUUUUUUUUUAAGUUCCUCGAGUCUGUUUACUGUGUGUUUUCCCCUUAACUUGUGUGCGUAGUUGAGCCGUGUAGAGUUUUUGUUGGUUUUCCUGGAUUUUCCCUGUUUGUGGGUCUGUCACGACGUUCACUUUCUCUUUCUGUCUCUCUCUUUCUCUCUCUCAUUGAGAGGCAUUGAAUUACGUUUUCAGUAGUAAGGCUUCUUGCCGAUAUGAAGGGAACUUUUCAGAAAGAGACCUGCUCUGGGUCAUUUAAUUUUGAAUACAGUUUUCAAUCGUUCAAGUU